Messenger RNA from Aspergillus calidoustus, 1389 nucleotides. The record is from the annotation of a GenBank genome assembly. NCBI's taxonomy places the organism in Eukaryota, Fungi, Ascomycota, Eurotiomycetes, Eurotiales, Aspergillaceae.
AUGGCUGAAAAAGACCUGAGUACCGACGAGGAAGUCGGCAACGACUCCCCUCCCCAGAAAUUCCCAGUAAAAUGGUACCGCUCAACCUUCUACAACGCCCUAAUCCUCGGAAUGUGCAACUUCCUCGCGCCCGGGAUCUGGGGCGCAAUGAACAGUCUGGGCGGCGGCGGCGCCGCAGAGCCCUACGUCGUAAACACCGCAAACGCACUCACCUUUUGCCUGAUGGUUCUGUCGUGCUUCUUCGGCAGCGUCGUCGUGCGCUUCAUCGGGAUUAAGUGGACCCUCAUCAUCGGGACCAUGGGGUACGCACCGUACGCCGCGGGGAUAUACACGCAGGUGCGGUAUGACUCCAACUGGUUGACGCUGUUCGGGGCCGCGCUGUGUGGACUUUCCGCGGGGAUCUUCUGGAUGGCGGAGAGUGCGAUUGCGCUCGCGUACCCGGAACCGGAGAACCAGGGCAAGUUCCUCGGGUUCUGGUUGAGUUUCCGCGUUGGAGGGCAGAUCGUCGGCGGGGCGAUUAAUCUCGGCGUGAACAUCAAUCGGUCCACGGCGGGGAGCGUGAGCUAUGUCGUGUACUACAUCUUCAUCGCGCUGCAGGUCCUCGGCCCCUUCUGUGGGUUGCUCCUUAGCCCCCCGGCAAAGGUCCAGCGCACCGACGGCGUCCCCGUGAAACUCGCCAUCGUGCAUGAUACGUGGUACGAGAUCAAGGCGAUGGCGCGGUUACUGGUGAGCAGGAACUUCCUCCUCAUCACGCCGCUCAUCUGGCAAGCGACCUUUGCGGAGGCUGUCUUCUUCACGUACAACUCGAUGUGGUUUAGUGUGCGUUCGAGAGCACUGGGCUCGUUUGUUUCGGGAAUCAUGGCGAUUGUCGCGGGGAAUCUGCUCGGCGCCUUCCUCGACAGCAAGCUUGCGCUCAAGUUGCGGAGUCGCGCGGGAUUCGCGCUUAUCCUCGCCCUGCAGGGCGCGUGGUGGCUUUGGGGCACGAUCAUCGUUACGGAUUUCCACUCCCGCGAGACGAGCCCAACAUUCGAUUGGGAGGACCCAGGGUUCGGAAGGGGAUUUCCGCUGUAUUUGUUCUGGGUUGUGGGGUUUCAGUUGAAUUAUAUGUUCCUGUACUUUAUCGUCGGCAACCUCGCCCGCGACGAAGAGGAAGUCGUCCGCUUCGCCUCCCUCCUUCGUGGCAUGGAGUCUGCGUCGCAGGCUGUUUCGUACGGCCUAAGCAGCGUCUCCAUCAUGGCCUCCGUCGGCAGCAUCUACAUGAACUUCGGGUUGUGGGCCAUAGCGCUGUACCCGGCCUGGUUGGUGAUUCGCGAGAUUGGGGUUUCGCUGGGGGAUAAGAAGGUUGAGAGGGAGAGGGAGAGGGAGAGGAGGGUGGCGGUUGAGAAUUAG